Molecule: messenger RNA, 1103 nt
Organism: Menidia menidia (Atlantic silverside)
Lineage: Eukaryota; Metazoa; Chordata; Actinopteri; Atheriniformes; Atherinopsidae
Source: the annotation of a GenBank genome assembly
CCACAAUCAGUAAGCAACUAUUCAGUGCCUGCGGUAUAUUUACACUGUUGAACUGCAUACUGUGCUCUUUGAAUACUUCUUUCGAAUACAAAUGGACACAAAACUUAGAUAAAGUAGGAAAGGGGGCGUGGUCUCUGAAUUUCCUCCGCUUCCAAUCAAGUGUGGGUCGAAGUCAAAACCAAGAUAAGGAGUCGUCCAACUUAAUUCAAGGUUUUCCCAAAAUGGCUGGCAAUUUGAGACGGUUUUACCAAAUGACGGCUAAACUGCUGUCUGGCGAAACCUUUAGUUUCUCUGCACUGAAGGGAAAGGUUGUACUGAUCGAGAAUGUGGCGUCUCUCUGAGGAACAACUACCAGGGACUACACUCAGAUGAACGAGCUCCAUUCCCGCUACUCUGCGGAGGGACUCGUUGUUUUGGGUGUACCAUGCAAUCAGUUCGGACAUCAAGAGAACUGCAAGAAUGAUGAAAUCCUAAGAUCCCUGAAGUAUGUUCGUCCAGGAAAUGGCUUUGAGCCAAAGUUCCAGCUCCUGGAGAAGUUGGAUGUGAAUGGAAAGGAUGCUCACCCCUUGUUUGUGUAUCUUAAAGAAAAACUCCCUUUCCCCAGCGAUGACUCGGUGGCUCUCAUGACCAAUCCAAAGUUCAUCAUUUGGAGUCCUGUUUGUAGACAUGACAUAUCCUGGAACUUUGAGAAGUUCCUAGUCAGUGGUGAUGGGGAACCUUACAAGCGCUAUAGUAGACAUUUCCACACUAUUGACAUUGAGGCAGAUAUUAAAGAGCUGCUGCAGAGGGUAAAAUAAAAGUUCUAUGGAAAUCAGCUGUAACCACCCUGGCCACAAAGAAUUGUCAGUAGACAUAUUUGUUUGGGCUAUUUUAGAAUUCUUUCUCUCAGCAUACCAAAGAUUGUGAUAUUUCCAGUACCAGAUAUAUGAUGGUUUGCAAGCUAUUUACUAAAUGAAGACACUCUUUUUAAACCUUUUAGGCCAGGAGUUUCUGAAGAAGAUGUAAAAGUUUGACUUAACCAAUGUAUAUACUGCAAAUAUCUUAAUUUGAUGUGCUUACAAAAAAUAAAAUGCAUAUCCAAUAAAGGAGCUUUGCAACUGAUA